This is a messenger RNA of Mus caroli (Ryukyu mouse), 6701 nucleotides long. RefSeq names its product gem nuclear organelle associated protein 5 (gene Gemin5). The record is from RefSeq and is a predicted model, not a curated record. Gene Ontology annotation, molecular function: protein binding; mRNA 3'-UTR binding. NCBI's taxonomy places the organism in Eukaryota, Metazoa, Chordata, Mammalia, Rodentia, Muridae. Gene Ontology annotation, cellular component: nucleus; SMN complex. Gene Ontology annotation, biological process: spliceosomal snRNP assembly.
UCCCGCUCCACGCCGCGGUUGCGAACCACCGUACCGGAGCUCCUCCGCUGAGCUUGGGCAGCCGCGGAGAUGAAGCCGGAGCCGCGGACGCUGCCGCCGUCCCCCAACUGGUACUGCUCACGCUGCAGCGACGCGGCGCCCGGAGGCAUCUUUGGCUUCGCUGCGCGGACCUCCGUCUUCCUCGUCCGCGUGGGCCCGGGUGCGGGCGCGAGCCCAGGGGCGCCCCCGUUUCGAGUGGUAGGAGAGUUGGUGGGACACACUGAAAGAGUAUCUGGUUUCACUUUUUCUCAUCACCCUGGACAAUACAACCUCUGUGCCACCAGCUCAGACGAUGGGACUGUGAAGGUUUGGGAUGUAGAGACCAGGACUGUAGUGACAGAACACACACUCCAUCAGCAUACAAUAUCAGCACUGCAUUGGUCUCCGACAGUUAAGGACUUAAUAGUCUCUGGGGAUGAAAAAGGAGUUGUUUUCUGUUACUGGCUUAACAGAAAUGACAGCCAGCACCUCUUCACAGAGCCCAGGACCAUAUUCUGUCUGACGUGUUCACCUCAUCACGAAAAUCUGGUAGCCAUUGGCUACAAAGAUGGCAUAGUGGUUAUCAUUGACAUCAGUAAAAAGGGAGAAGUUAUUCACAGACUUCGAGGCCACGAUGAUGAAAUCCACUCCAUAGCCUGGUGUCCUCUGCCUGGUGAAGACUGCUUAUCCAUCAACCAAGAGGAAAACUUGGAAGAACCUGACAUUCCCAAUGGGAAGCUUAUAGCAGAAACCCCCAUCACAAAAGGCUGCUACUUAGCCACAGGAAGCAAAGAUCAGACCAUUCGAAUCUGGAGCUGUUCCCGAGGCCGGGGUGUAAUGGUUUUGAAAUUGCCCUUCCUGAAGAGAAGAAGUGGGGGUGUGGACCCAACAGUUAAAGAACGGCUUUGGUUGACACUUCAUUGGCCUAAGAACCAACCAACACAGCUGGUAUCCAGUUGUUUUGGAGGUGAGCUGCUGCUAUGGGACCUCACCCAGUCAUGGAGGCGGAAGUACACGCUCUUCAGCACCUCAGCAGAAGGGCACAAUCAUUCCAGAAUUGUCUUCAAUCUGUGUUCUCUGAAGACUGAAGAUGGCAAGCAGCUGCUACUGUCCACAUCCAUGGAUAGAGAUGUAAAAUGUUGGGACAUGGCCACCCUGGAGUGUUGCUGGACAUUGCCUUCUCUUGGAGGUUUUGCCUACAGCCUGGCCUUUUCUCCUGUGGACGUGGGCUCCCUGGCCAUAGGUGUUGGGGACGGCAUGAUCCGGGUGUGGAAUACACUCUCCAUAAAGAACAACUAUGACGUGAAAAACUUCUGGCAAGGAGUCAAGUCCAAGGUCACAGCGCUAUGCUGGCACCCAAACAAGGAAGGCUGCUUAGCCUUCGGGACCGAUGACGGAAAAGUGGGAUUGUAUGACACCUGCUCCAACAAACCUCCACAGAUUUCAAGCACGUAUCAUAAGAAGACCGUGUAUAGGUUGGCUUGGGGGCCACCAGUCCCCCCCAUGUCACUUGGAGGGGAAGGAGACAGGCCUUCCCUCACCUUGUACAGCUGUGGAGGGGAAGGCGUUGUGCUACAGCAUAACCCCUGGAAGCUCAGUGGAGAGGCCUUCGACAUCAACAAACUCGUGAGGGACACCAACUCCAUUAGAUACAAGCUGCCCGUGCACACAGAGAUCAGCUGGAAAGGAGAUGGCAAAGUCCUGGCUCUUGGGAAUGAAGAUGGAUCAAUAGAAAUAUUCCAAGUCCCCAACUUGAGGCUGCUGUGCACCAUCCAGCAGCACCACAAGCUUGUGAACGCCAUAGUCUGGCACCAUGAGCAUGGCAGCCGUCCAGAGCUGAGUUGUCUCCUUGCUUCUGGCUCCAACAAUGCAGUCAUCUACGUGCACAACCUGAAAGCAGUCCUAGAAAGCAAUCCUGAGUCUCCAGUAACCAUCACAGAGCCCUACCGGACCCUCUCGGGGCACACAGCCAAGAUUACCAGUCUGGCAUGGAGCCCACAUCAUGAUGGAAGGCUGGUAUCUGCUUGCUACGAUGGCACAGCUCAGGUGUGGGAUGCCCUCCGGGAAGAACCUUUGUUCAAUUUCCGAGGACAUCGAGGCCGGCUGCUAUGUGUCGCGUGGUCCCCAGUGGAUCCAGAAUGCAUCUACUCAGGUGCAGAUGACUUCUGUGUCUAUAGGUGGCUGACUUCCAUGCAGGACCAUUCCCGGCCUCCUCAAGGGAAAAAAUGUAUUGAACUAGAGAAAAAACGGCUUUCUCAAUUUAAGCCAAAGCUUAAAAAGAAGAAAAAACCUACCUUGCGACUGCCUGUAAAGCAAGAUUCAUCCGUUGGCAAUGAAGAUGAGAGUGUAAAGGAGAACUCGGGACCUGCUGAGAACGGCUUGUCGGACCAGGACGGUGAGGAGGAAGCCCAGGAGCCAGAGCUGCCUCCCUCUCCUGUAGUUUGUGGAGAACCUGUUUCCUGUACUGACAUUUCCUCAGGCUUUGAAAAGUCAAAAGUCACUGUUAGUAGUAAAGCCACCUCACUGAAAAAGGAGCCACCUAAAGAGAAGCCAGAAGCCUUGCUCAAGAAGAGGAAGGCUCGCUCCAUGCUCCCUUUGAGCACCAGCUUAGACCACAGGUCCAAAGAGGAGCUCCAUCGAGACUGCUUGGUGCUAGCAACUGCAACACAUGCCAAAGAACUAAAUGAAGAUGUGUCUGCCGACCUUGAGGAACGAUUCCACUUGGGCCUUUUCACAGACAGGGCUACUCUGUACAGGAUGAUGGAAACAGAAGGGAAAGGUCACUUGGAAAGUGGCCACCCCGAGCUUUUUCACCAGCUCAUGCUUUGGAAAGGAGAUCUGAAGGGUGUUCUCCAGGCUGCAGCAGAGAGAGGCGAGCUGACAGACAGUCUCGUGGCUGUGGCACCAGUAGCGGGCUACAGUGUAUGGCUGUGGGCUGUGGAAGCCUUUGCCAAGCAGCUGUGUUUCCAGGACCAGUACGUCAAGGCUGCCUCUUAUCUGCUAUCCAUCCACAAAGUGUACGAAGCUGUGGAACUUCUCAAGUCAAACCAUCUCUACAGAGAAGCUAUUGCAGUUGCCAAGGCUCGGCUGCGCCCUGAGGACCCCGUUCUGAAGGACCUAUACCUCAGCUGGGGGUCCAUCCUGGAGAGAGAUGGCCACUAUGCGAUUGCAGCCAAGUGCUACUUAGGAGCCACUUCCGCCUAUGAUGCAGCCAAAGUUCUGGCCAGAAAGGGAGAUGCAGCCUCACUUAGAACAGCUGCAGAGCUGGCUGCCAUAGCAGGAGAACAUGAGCUGGCUGCAUCCCUAGCUCUUAGAUGUGCCCAAGAGCUGCUUCUGGUGAAGAACUGGGUGGGUGCACAAGAAGCAUUGGAACUGCAUGAAAGCCUGCAGGGCCAGAGACUGGUCUUCUGCCUCCUUGAACUUCUAUGCCGGCACCUGGAGGAAAAACAGCCUCUAGAGGUCAGAGGCCCCUCUUCCAUUUACCACCAGUGGGCCACAGGUUCUGAGGGAACCUUGGUGCAGAGAGUAACUGGUGUGUGGCGCAGCGCCUUCAGUGUGGACACCCCGGAACAGUGUCGGGCCGCCUUACAGAAGCUGCAGGAUGUCAAGUACCCAUCAGCAACAAGUAACACUCCCUUCAGACAGCUGCUGCUUCAUGUCUGCCAUGACCUGACCUUGGCAAUGCUGAGCCAACAGGCUGCUGCCUGGGAGGAGGUAGUGCCUGCUCUGCUGCAGGCUGUGGUUCGGAGCUAUACCUCAGGGAACUUCACCCUCAUGCAGGAAAUCUACUCAGCCUUUCUCCCAAGUGGCUGUGACCACCUCCGAGACAAACUGAGUGACCUCUCUCCUGCCAUGACAGCUUUCAAAAGCUUAGAGGCCUUUUGUGUUUAUGGGCAACUCUAUGAAGUCUGGUGGUCGCUCUGUGGGCCUGGCUCUGAAUCAAGCGUCUGGGUGUUGUCAGCUGAAAGCACGGUCUCUGAUAAACAGAGCAAGCCAGAGGACAGUGCCGGUGCGGAGGGCAAGGAGCAGCCUGCGGGCCUGGGCCCGAGGCUCAGUGCAGAGAGUGAGCGUUUGCUGAGUGCCUGCAAGGAGCUUUUCUCAGAACAGCAUGCCAGCCUGCAGACCUCCCAGAGGACUGUAGCCGAAGUCCAAGAGACACUGGCAGAAAUGAUCCGCCAGCACCAAAAGAGUCAGCUCUGCAAGGCCACAACAAAUGGUCCCAGCAGAGAUGAGCCCAGCAGAGAUGAGCCCAGCCAGGAAGCAGAGCGGGCUCCUUCUCAGCCUCCGAGCCCAAACAGAGAAGAAGGAAAUGCACCAGUGUCUCUCCCUGAAUUAACCAGAAAGCUCACAGAGGCGAGGGAGAGAAUAGCGGAGUUUCCAGAGAGUGUGAAGGCCUGGCCCUUUCCAGAUGUACUGGAGUGCUGUCUCGUCUUGCUUCACAUUGGGUCCCAGUGUCCUGGCGCUGUGGACCCUGAGACACAGCAACAGGCCCAGAAGCUCCUUCAAAAGUAUGGGCACACUCGAGCUUACAGAAGACACUGCCAGAGUCGACACACGUGAGCUUCCAGAGGCCAUAAAGCUGUGUCACACGACCCACGACAGCUUCACCUCGGUCGUGGCUCACCAGGCCUUCACCCUGACCUUCAAUGGAAGGAUGCUGUGAUCCAACUGACAGAUGAGGGUGAAGUUUGAAUCCAUUCACAAUGGAGCCUGCCUGGUACCUUUCAAGUGGCUUCCUGGAGUGGAGGGAAAAGCCAGCAGGGUCACUAAGAACUAACCCUGCCAAGACUGUCUCAAGCCUUACGUGGUUUCCCCAAAGAGAAGCCUUUGUAUUCACCCAAAGUCUGUCCACCCCAGAUGCAGCUGCCUUUAUAAAUCCUCACCAUCAGAAAUGUCUCGUUCUGUGGGAGGUACACUCGACAAAUACCUAUCACUGUUGGAGUUUGGGGUUCUUAAUUAUAUUGUUAGCUGGGCCUGCCCACCUCAAAGACUAAAGGAAUUAGCCUUGGAACAUUAGGUUAUUUUAUUCUUUAUGGAGUUGUUUACAUGGACAAGUAGCAAAAGCUUUCCCAGAACAGAGCUAGUGAGGCUGGCUGUUUUCCUCCAGGCUGUGUGACUGGUGGUGGUCAGACAGCUCAGGAAAAAAAUCACUCUUAGUGGUUUGUGUAAUCUUUUGGGGUCAUAGAACCCUUUUUUGAGAAUUGACUUAACACAGCCUAGAGAACAAUGCGUCUUCCUUUUGUGUGUGCCUCCCAGGACAGUAGGCUCCUACCUUGCACCGUGCAGCCCUAAGUACUAUCUACUCACCAGUCCUGGGCUGGACUUCCAACAAGGAAGGUCCAAGACCUGUGCCUCCAUUGUCACUGGUUUCUGGAACAGGAGAAGCAGGUGUGCUCAGGCCGGGUGGGAAGAGCAUGCCUCCCUCCUCUUUCUCCCUAAGGUCCAUUGUAAAGGCUUCAUCUUUGGGCAGCAAAUUUUCCCAACUGGAAAUCCUUGGGACACACAUCUUGAGAUACUUGUGCAUAUCUAGCUUUGGGGUCUAAAAAAUGCUAAGUCCCCCAAAAGAAAAUACUGUCCAGAUGAGGGUGAAACUUGAAUCCACUCACACAAUAGAUCCUGCCUGGUGCCUCCCAAGUGGCUUCCUGUAGUGGAGGGAAAAGCCAGUGGGGUCACUAGACCCCUGCCAAGACUGUCUCAAGCCUUACAUGUGAACUCAAGGAAGAUGCAUUGGUCUGAAAGGCAAGAGUCUUGACAAAGCUAUGAGUGGGCAUGACUAUAUGGAAGGCUGGAUAACUCCCAAGUAGCUUCAUCUAUAGGGAACGUUGGUUCCCUCCACUUAAAAGAGCAGUUGGUAAGCUACAAACUCAGCUUUGUGGUUUGCUGAAACAAGUACCUGUUGGGAGUAAUCCUGCACACUGCAUGCCUCUUUCUUCUGAGGAAAACUCAGAGGCAUGAGGGAUUCAAAUUCAAGUCCAGCCUAGGUGAUAGUCAAUAGAUUCCUAGUCAAUAAUCUAAGAGACUAGAGAGAUGGCUUGGGUUAAGAGCACUGGCUGUACUUCCACAGGAUCUGGGUAGUUUUAGCCCCACAAGAAACCUAAAGUAAAACUACCCAAUGGGAAAAUUAAAAUGGCAACUGUUUUCCUCUUAUCUGCUCUUUUCAAUAAUGUAUAUCAACUUGCUAGUACUUGAAUAUUGUCAUUUCUGUAUCCCUAGUUAUAAGAACCAAAAGACCCUGAGAAGCAAAGGCAUUCACUCAAGGUUCUAGCGGGAAAUGUUACUCCUGUGUGUGUGUUUGGGGGAGGGGGGUUAACCUUUCUAAGGUAAUUUGGUCUAGACCUCCAUUCCAGUUACCCACACCACCACCUCGUAGCACUGUCCAUCUCAUGCCCUGGAUCUGUUCUCAACAUCUCCUUACCCCUCCCUCUGCCAGUGAGUGCGUUCCUUUCCUGUCAGCGUCUUACCCCGUGUGGAUUCUGGCCCAGCUGCUGCCACCUUGACUGACUUACUCAUCCCUUAACCUCAGCUGGAUUUUUUUUUUCACCAAAAAACCACUCCCAAUCCCUAGACCUUAAACUCAAUGAGUUUAUACAAUUCAGACUGUAUUUGUGUAAAAUCAUUUACUGUCUGGCAACAAGGUAGGCGUCUCUGUGUUCACCCUAGCACCUACUAGAGUGUAGUUAAUG